UUUCGCACUCGUCUCUCUCUUCUCUCUCUCAAUCUCUCUCUGUCAAAGCUUCGAAGUCACAUCAAUGGCUUCUCACUCUCUCGCUCUCUCCCUCUUCUUCUUCCUCUUCCUCUUCUCGAGCUCCAUCUCCUCCUCCACCGCCGCCCUUGUCCAGCAACAGCCCCUCGUCCUCAAGUACCACGACGGUGCUCUCCUGAAGGGCAACGUCACCGUCGACCUCGUCUGGUACGGUCGCUUCAGCCCCACCCAGCGCUCCGUCAUCGUCGACUUCAUCCGCUCCCUCGGCUCCGCCCGCUCCGUUCCCCCCUCCGCCGCCUCCUGGUGGCGCACCACCGAGAAGUACAAGGGCGGCAGCUCCAACCUCGUCGUCGGGAGGCAGGCCCUCCACGAGGCGUACACCCUCGGGAAGUCCCUCAAUAACCGCCACCUCCGCGCCCUCGCCGGGAAGUUCAACGCCGUCGCCGGCACCAUCACCGUUGUCCUGACGGCCGCGGACGUCGCCGUGGACGGGUUCUGCAUGCGUUGCGGGACUCACGGGUCGUCCCGGCCCGGGUCGGCCUUCGUCUGGGUCGGGAACUCGGAGACGCAGUGCCCGGGGCAGUGCGCGUGGCCGUUCCACCAGCCCAUGUACGGCCCGCAGACGCCGCCGCUGGUGGCGCCGAGCGGCGACGUCGGGGCCGACGGCAUGGUGAUCAACCUGGCGACGCUCCUCGCCGGCGCCGUCACGAACCCGUUCGGGGGCGGGUACUUCCAGGGCCCGGCGAACGCGCCGCUGGAGGCCGUGUCGGCGUGCACGGGGAUAUACGGGUCGGGCGCGUACCCGGGGUAUCCGGGCCGGCUCCUGGUGGACAAGGUGACCGGGGCGAGCUACAACGCCCACGGGCUCGGCGGCCGGAAGUUCCUGCUGCCGGCGAUGUGGGACCCGGAGACGUCGGCGUGCAAGACCCUCUUGUGAUCGCGCCACGUGGGACCGAUCGUCGUCAUCCAUGCACCGCGGUCUGUAGAUAUUGUGGGGGGUUUGGUUCGCUGUUACUGUUGUAUUAAAACUCUGUCUAGACUUGGUACACGGUUCGACCGGGUGAACCGAGUCGAACCUCAAUUCGGACCGGGUUUAGGCCGGGAAUUAGCGGCGGUCAGUGUCCUGUGUCGCGAGGUUCGAGGGAUGUUGGGAUAAGGAUGAGUUUCUCUUGUUUUUUUCUAUGGGGUUUCUUUUUGCUUUUUACUUUUUUUUAAAUCUUUCUUUGGCACGUCUUGCUUUUAGGUAAAGAAAAAAUAUUAUAAAUAUAUAUAAAUGAAAGAAAUGAUGAAAAUGUGUUGAAAAAUAAA
This is a messenger RNA of Syzygium oleosum, 1326 nucleotides long. RefSeq names its product protein EXORDIUM-like 2. The transcript has a single exon. Lineage: Eukaryota; Viridiplantae; Streptophyta; Magnoliopsida; Myrtales; Myrtaceae. The record is from RefSeq and is a predicted model, not a curated record. Bases 65 to 955 code for a protein of 296 amino acids.